AUGGGCCUCUUCUCUUCCUUCCAGUCCGAAGAGACCCGCCGCGCCGAAGAGGUCCGCACCGGCGCCCGCGCCCCGGACCGCAGCGAGCGCCGCAAGUGCUGGGACGCUCGCGACGCCUACUUCGGCUGCCUCGACCGCAACACCAUUGUUGACGCCCUGAAAGACGACACAAAGGCCCGUAAGGCCUGCCCCACCGAGAAUGCCGACUUCGAGCGCGAUUGCGCCGCCGCCUGGGUCAAGUACUUCAAGCAGUGGCGCGUCGCCGAUAUCCAGAAGAAACAGCGCAUCGCCCAGCUCGAGGCUGAGAACGCUGUCAAGAUGGACGUCACCACCUCCUUUGCCGACCACGCCGCCGCGCCCGCCAAGGGCUCCGCCACGAGCAAGGCAGAUCUGCAGGACAUGCUCGCCGCAAGGAGGAAGUGA
Molecule: messenger RNA, 423 nt
Organism: Colletotrichum higginsianum IMI 349063
Lineage: Eukaryota; Fungi; Ascomycota; Sordariomycetes; Glomerellales; Glomerellaceae
Exons: 2
Coding region: 1-423 (140 amino acids)
Biological process (GO): mitochondrial respiratory chain complex IV assembly
Cellular component (GO): mitochondrion; respiratory chain complex IV; mitochondrial intermembrane space
Source: RefSeq, a predicted model, not a curated record